CAUCAUUUUUGGAAAAUACACCCAUAAAUAAUAAGCAUAGAUGUAAACACACACGGAUUUUGGUUAACAGAAGUAGUUCUUUUUUCUUUAUUUCAUUAGCGGCAUUUAUUGACUUUAACAAAAAAAAUUCCUAGUGUUUUUUACUUAAUACAUGAGAAAUUGUUAUGUCGGAAUCAACAAGUAAUAAAUGUAACGUUGAAGAACGUGGAUCAGAUAAUACUAAUCCUUCACAGUCAGAUCAAAUUGCUUUCACUUCUAGUCAAGUUACUCUAAAAGCAUUUGAUAGCAUUGAUUCUGGUGAUGUAUCGACUGAUGACCUGCCUAAACUUUGUUCACCUGGGUCUCGUUUAGUACCAGCUGGAAGCCUGACUAACAGUGAUAGUACUUCAAGCUAUAAAAGUCGAGAGAAACGUCGUUCUAGUGUCCUAAUUGACAAACGAGCCUAUCAUCAAAAUCAACAUCCCUCUUUGUCUUCAAUUUCAUCCGGUCAAGAUGACUGUGAGUAUUUAUUUUUAUCUUACUCCUUUAUUCUGCAAUUUUAAAAUGUAGGCACAACUCUCCG
Messenger RNA from Schistosoma curassoni, 562 nucleotides. NCBI's taxonomy places the organism in Eukaryota, Metazoa, Platyhelminthes, Trematoda, Strigeidida, Schistosomatidae. The record is from the annotation of a GenBank genome assembly.